AUGGCAGCUUCAACUCUUGCUUCAGCGGUGACAUCCACGCUACCCAUAACAAACACACACUCCUCGACGGCACCUUCUAUUAUGACUGCCAGCGUCAAGCAAGAGAUUUUCACAAUUGAUGAUCUUGUCCGCGUACGAGCUACAGGAGAGACAGCCCAUGAGCCAAUCGUGGCCUAUCCUUCUUCAGGAACAGACUACAUCUAUUAUACCCCCCCACCAGCGGCUGUUUACUAUUCAAAGAUAAUUCCGCAAAGACUUUCCUCCAAUGACCCAGUGCAAGUUGUUGGCCUACUUGGCCCCUCUGACUUUGAGUAUCUCAUCACUCUACAGGCUGUCUCACGACUAGGCCACACUGUACUACUUCUCUCAACACGCAUCGCGGAAGAUGCAUACAUUAGCUUGGUCGAAGCUACCAAGGCCACCUUCCUUAUCACCUAUCCAAGCUUCCAAUCGAUGGGAGAGAAUGUCUGCAGGCGCACGAGUGCCACUCAGGUCCCCGUCGUAGGGCCUGCGGAUCUGAACUCUCUAGAUGCCUCAGACGCAGUUCUACCAGCGUCUCAUCGUCAUGGCCCAACAGAAAAUAAGAACAUCACCUGGGUCAUUCACUCCAGCGGGUCAACUGGUCACCCAAAACCAAUCUACCAAACCCACUCGGGAGCUCUGAAAAAUUAUGCCAACAACUUCGGAUUGAAGGGAUUCAUCACUUUGCCUCUUUUCCACGCCCAUGGAAUCAGCUGUCUUUUCCGAGCUAUGCACUCCAAGAAAUUGAUUUACAUGUACAACGCCAGUUUGCCACUCACCGCGACCGCCCUACUCUCAACCCUGAACGACCAUCCCGAGAUUGAGAUUCUUUAUGCGGUCCCCUACGCCUUGAAAUUACUUUCCGAGUCUGAAGAUGGUCUACAACGACUGGCCCGUCUUGAGCUUGUCAUGUUUGGCGGAUCUUCCUGCCCCAAGCCAAUUGGUGACACCUUGGUUCAAAAUGGCGUGCGUCUUGUUUCUCACUACGGAACAACCGAGACAGGACAAUUGAUGACUUCCUUCCGCGAUCGCUCUGAUUUGGACUGGGACUAUGUUCGCCCUGGACCUUCUCUGCUGCCAUAUCUCCGAUGGGAGGCACAGCCUGGCAUGCCAGGUAUCUACGAACUCUGCGUCACAGAGGGCUGGCCCUCGAAGGUUGCAAGUAACCGACCAGACAACUCUUAUGCGACAAAGGAUCUGUUCGAGAAGCAUCCUACUACUGAAAAUGCCUGGAGAUACUAUGCUCGUCUUGAUGACACACUCAUUCUUGAGAAUGGCGAAAAGGCCAAUCCUCUAUUUAUCGAGGGUGUCGCACGCAAAAACCACAAUGUCGCAGAAGCGAUCGCAUUUGGAAGUACCAAGCCCCGAAUCGGUCUCUUCAUCAUACCCUCCGAUAAGUCCCCAUUCAAGACCGAUGAGGAGUUACUCGAUGCAGUUUUCCCAGAUAUCGAGAAAUGCAACGCUGAGUCCCCCGCCUACGCCUAUGUAUCUCGGGAUAUGGUCUUUGUGCUUCCCAAAGACAGUGAAUACCGGAGGACAGACAAGGGUACUGUGAUUCGAUCUGCCUUUUAUAAGGAUUAUGCUCAGAGGAUCAGCGAUAUCUACGAUUUGUCAGAUGGAACUGGUGACCAGGUUCUUGAGGGCGAUGAGCUCACCCAAUUUCUCCGCCAGUCCUUGCUCGAAAUUGCCCCAUCUGUUGAUCCAACUUCUCUCGAAAUCAGAACCGAUCUGUUCAGCCUGGGAAUUGACAGUCUGCAGUCUAUCCGUCUACGGUCUGCCAUCACACAGACCCUGGAUCUUGGUGGUCAGCGAUUGUCUCAGAACUUUGUUUUCGAAAAUCCUUCGUUGAAAGCAAUGGCCGAUGAGAUCACUCACCUGCGCUCGGGCGGAGGACCCAAGGAGGAGAUUCCUGUUGAAGAAAGAAUGCAGAGUUUGAUUGACAAGUAUAGCAAUGACUUCAAGACACAUGUUCCCAUUGAACGAGAGGUUGAUGGUCAGCAUAUUGUGUUGACGGGUGCCACCGGCUCCUUGGGAGCUCAUAUCGUGGCUCAGUUGGUGCAAGCUGAUGAUGUGCGCAAGGUUUAUUGCUUUGUUCGUGCAAAGUCAACCAGUGCUGCCCGUCGGCGUGUCUCUCAGAGUCUGUAUGCACGCAAGGUCUCUUUGGGCUUGAGCCCUGCAGCCGAGCGAAAGAUUGUGGCUCUUCCAGCAGACCUUACCAACACCGAUAAUCUUGGACUGGACAACGAAAUAUAUGGCAAGAUUAAGAAGACAGUCACUUCGGUGAUCCACUGUGCUUGGUCUGUCAACUUCAAUUGGUCGCUCGAGAGCUUUGAGCAAAGCUGCAUUGCUGCUACUCGCAAUCUGCUUGACCUUUGCCUCAAUGCCGAAGCUCCUCAACCAGCUUCCUUUUCCUUCUGCUCGUCGGUCAGUACCGUCGCACGCACACCAGGAAACUGGGUCCGUGAAGAAUUGCCCGAGUCACUGAGCCACGCACAGGGCAUGGGAUAUGCCCAGUCGAAACUAGUCACUGAGAACAUCGUCAACCGUGCCGCUUGCCAAACCGGUAUGACCGCGCGAGUUCUCCGCGCUGGUCAAAUUGUGGCAGACAAAACCUUCGGCAUCUGGAAUGCAACCGAAGCUAUCCCAAUGAUCCUGCGGACUGCAAGAACCAUCAAGGCGCUGCCUCAGCUGGAUGAUGUUCUUUCCUGGACUCCGGUCGACGUUAUGGCAGCUAGCAUCAUCGAUCUCAGCCUCUCAUCCACCGCAGGAGAAGUUCUCAACGUCACAAACCCAACACUCAACCAUUGGUCCAAGGACCUCCUGCCCCUGCUACGUGAAGCUGGCCUUGAGUUCGAAGAGCUCCCCAAGCAAGCAUGGCUCCAAAGAUUGCGCGAAUCAAACCAGGAUCCAGAAGUCAACCCACCCGUCAAACUUCUCGAGUUCUUCGCCUCGAAAUAUGACAACACCGACCUUACCCGCACACUCCUGUACGACACAAAGAAGGCCCAAGCUGGAUCACGAUCUCUGGCCAACGUCGGCGGGCUGGACAGCGAGUUCAUUUCACAAUUCAUCAAAUACUUCGAUACACAAUGCUGGACAAAGGUCCCUACCCCUGCACCCGCCCGUGAGGUUAUUUUCCUCAUCGGUCCCUGUGGGUGUGGAAAGACUACCGCCGCUGAAGCGCUCGCAUCGCGACUUGAUAUACCUACAAUCGAGGGCGACUUGCUUCAUUCCCCACUGGCACGUCAGAAGAUGGCUAGGAAUAUCCCACUGACUGACUCCGACCGCUGGGACUGGCUCGCUCAUAUUCGUGGAGCUGUUAUGGAUCGUCUACUGAGCUCAGACGCAAAAGCAGUUACAGUAACAUGUUCUGCAUUGCGAACUGUGUAUCGUGAUGAGCUGCGGAGACUCAAUCAUCUUUUUGACUUCCCGGUCACUGUCUCGUUCUUGUUGCUUACUAUCAAUGACAAGGCGCUGUUGACGGAGCGCAUGAAUAGGCGCUCGGCGACCGAACAGCAUUAUAUGAAGUCCUCCAUGGUGGCCUCGCAGCUUGAUCUUCUUGAAAUACCUGUUGACGAGGAUGAUGUGGUUAUGUUGGACUCAAGUCGGCCAAGAGAUGAGGUACUGGGAGAUGUGGUGCAGACUGUUCAGAAUGUCCUGAAGUCAUGA
Messenger RNA from Penicillium manginii, 3690 nucleotides. Its product is annotated as putative NRPS-like enzyme. The transcript has 2 exons. Bases 1 to 3690 code for a protein of 1229 amino acids. NCBI's taxonomy places the organism in Eukaryota, Fungi, Ascomycota, Eurotiomycetes, Eurotiales, Aspergillaceae. Gene Ontology annotation, molecular function: kinase activity; phosphopantetheine binding. Gene Ontology annotation, biological process: carbohydrate metabolic process. The record is from RefSeq and is a predicted model, not a curated record.